Messenger RNA from Arachis stenosperma, 1684 nucleotides. RefSeq names its product cyclin-dependent kinase inhibitor 5-like. The record is from RefSeq and is a predicted model, not a curated record. Gene Ontology annotation, molecular function: cyclin-dependent protein serine/threonine kinase inhibitor activity. Lineage: Eukaryota; Viridiplantae; Streptophyta; Magnoliopsida; Fabales; Fabaceae. Gene Ontology annotation, cellular component: nucleus. The coding region runs from base 144 to 902 and encodes 252 amino acids. Gene Ontology annotation, biological process: negative regulation of cyclin-dependent protein serine/threonine kinase activity. The transcript is spliced from 3 exons.
UUUCUCUGUCCUAAAAAAAAACUGAAAAACAAACCCCACUUUGCUCCUUUCACCUCUUUUCUCUCGUCUUUGUAUUCUUCUUUCUCGCUCUUCUCUGCUCUGAGCUUCUUCCUUUCUCUCUCUCUCUCUCUGUGAGGGUCUCAAUGGGAAAGUACAUGAAGAAAGCCAAACCCAAAGGCGAAGUCUCGCUAUUAGACACCACAACCUCUUACUUCGGUGUUCGAACCCGCGCCAAAACCCUAGCCCUCCAGAAAUCCCAGUCGCCGGAGCUUUCUUCCGCUUCCGCCGCCGCCGGCAGCUACCUCCAGCUCCGAAGUCGCCGCCUCCACAAGCCUCCCAUUUCGAUUCCAUCCAAUGAUUCCUCCAAUUCUUCAAAGCGUCCAAGGAACAACCAGAACCCUAAGUCACCGCUACCGAACCCUAGCUCUGGUCACAGGCUCGGGAUCAGGUCCGAAGCUGAGGAAGGCCCGAAGGAGGAGGAGGAGAAGGAGAAAGGGGUCGUGCAUGAUAAUGUUGACGAAGGUGCUGGUGCUGGUGCUGCUGAAGAAGCGUCGUUUGGGGAAAAUGUGUUGGAUUUUGAAGGUAGAGAGAGAAACACUAGGGAAUCAACACCAUGCAGUUUGAUAAGGGACCCAGACAUUAUUCGGACCCCAGGUUCAACUACCAGACCUACUUGCUCAACUGAAGCUUUUCGAAGAGCUGAGAAUGCAGCUAGAAGGCAAAUUCCAACGGCACAUGAAAUGGAUGAAUUCUUUGCUGAAAUCGAACAGGCUCAGCAAAGGCAGUUCAUGGAGAAGUACAACUUCGAUCCUGUGAAUGAGAAGCCACUCCCCGGGCGUUAUGAAUGGGAAAAAUUGGAAUCUGGCAAGGCCAGCAUUAAUGUUCCAUCAAGACAUCCUUAACGUAGCAGGGUUAGACAUAGCCAAAAACGGUGGUGGUGUUAUUUCCAUUUUCCAUCACCUUCUAUUUACUUGUAAAGAAAGUAGGACUUUCAAGCUGUGUAGACUAAUGGUCUGUAACCUUACAGAGGUGAUGAUGAUUACAUAACAAUACAAAUCAAAGUCCUUUGUCUAACAGAUCAUUGAAGAUGAAGGGGGAAAGGGAAGGGGCUGUAGGGUGUAGGAUUAGAGACAAGUGAAAAAAAAAAAAAAGAGGUCAGUAUGAGGUACAGGAAUUCACUUAGGUCUUCUUUGUUUUUGUAUUUUACUCUUUCUUUGUCUAUACUUGUACUGAUGGACCUUGAACAAACUCUUAGAAAAUAAAGACCCAAAUUUCCCCGUCUAAACUUUUGACACUUCCUUUGUCAUCUGUGUUUCUGCUAUAUUAAAAAUUGGAUGUGUCCCGGUAUGUCACUGAAUGAUUUAUUUGUUUAAGAUGGUGGUAGCUUUUUCUGUGGCGUGUAGCUGCAUUGCUGAAACCUGAUGGUCUUUUUUGGCGUCCUAUAGUGGUGGGACAUUGCAAACAGUGCAACUUUUUGUCUUCUCUGUUAUCAUGUCUCCACAAAACGACUCUGUAAAUUUUGAUAACCCUGACAUUGCGGGACACCAUUGCAAAUUGGAAAUGGAUGCUUUCUCAUUUUGAGUCUGAUGCCACAAAAUUUCUCACCCUGGCUGUGUAGUUGCAGCAGUAGGUCAAGUUAUUUUGUGGCCUAUAUUAAGUGUGAACUGUGAGUGUACAUUUCUGU